GUCAGAACUGUCAGACUCGGAAAAUAUUUUCGAGAACGAGACCGAAAUAUUUUAUUUUGUGAAUUUGAUUUGAGUCGCUAAAAAUAAUUUGUUUUACAAAAUAGAAAAAUGGCUAUUUCUAGACUGACCAGACUUGUUGUUCAUUCUAAGCAUAUUGCCAAACAUGAGCGAAUUAUACCACGAAGAACAGCAACCACUACACCCACUGGAGCUAUACUUCCCGAACCAGAAAAAACGCCUUUCGGUCUUCUCGGCCUUGUCUGCGCUGUCGUUCCUGGAUUAUUGAUUGGAGCUGCGAUCAGUAAAAAUAUUGCAAAUUUCUUAGAAGAAAAUGAAUUGUUUGUGCCAUCCGAUGAUGACGAUGACGAUGACUAAAAACCAGUUUGAUUAUUAAAAUAACUUUUGUAAGGAUAGUGUUAUAUAAAUACUGGAGUUUUUGCGGGUACGUCAAUAAAACAAUGGAUAUGUUAAUAAAGUUUAUUUUAAAUAAUAAGUAAUAAAAAUCACAAUGAAGUAGUGACUUUGUGCUUGCACUAUUUAAUAUUGUAGCGAAUUAUAAGCUUUAGUCAAAUAUUCAUUUUAAUUCUAUUACACUCACUGUAUAUCAUUGAAUGCAUUUAAACUGCAAAAUGAUUAUACAAAUAAUCAGUGAAAUCUAUUUAUUUGUUGCAAUUAUUUUAGCUAUGGAACCGUCUUUCAAUUUGCAGUUCAAAAGCAAUCAAAAUUCAUCCAAGUUGUAUUUACAUUAAAGAUAAAGAUAAUUAUAAUUUUUUACUGAUACAUUAUGAAAUUAAUAAUGUAAAAUUUGCAAUUCAAAAGCAUUAUAAUUAUUAUAUACUGAUACAUUGUGAAAUUAAUAAUGUACAAUAAUUUAAAAAACAAAGCAAUUUGCAAUUCAAAAGCAUUGAAUUUCCAUCUAAGUGUAUUUACAUUCAAGUUAAAGUAUAACUAUUUAUACAUUUUGAAAUUAAUAUUGUUCAAUAAUUUGGAAAACAAUCACUUUCACUCUAAUAUAUAUUACAUAGUUUUGUUACAUUAACUCAAAAAUUAUCUAGUCAAGCUUCAUUUUUACAAUCUUAAAUAUUACUAUGUUUAAAAAUCUCAAUGCUCUUGUGCUUAAUGUUAGAGAGUGUGGUGAUUAAAUAUAUUUUGAAAAUGGCA
Messenger RNA from Bicyclus anynana (squinting bush brown), 1161 nucleotides. It is a transcript of the gene EMRE, whose product is annotated as essential MCU regulator, mitochondrial. Gene Ontology annotation, biological process: mitochondrial calcium ion homeostasis; calcium import into the mitochondrion. The record is from RefSeq and is a predicted model, not a curated record. The transcript has a single exon. Lineage: Eukaryota; Metazoa; Arthropoda; Insecta; Lepidoptera; Nymphalidae. Gene Ontology annotation, cellular component: uniplex complex; mitochondrial inner membrane. The coding region runs from base 109 to 375 and encodes 88 amino acids.